Molecule: messenger RNA, 3187 nt
Organism: Abrus precatorius (Indian licorice)
Lineage: Eukaryota; Viridiplantae; Streptophyta; Magnoliopsida; Fabales; Fabaceae
Product: transcription factor bHLH143-like
Exons: 4
Coding region: 896-1918 (340 amino acids)
Source: RefSeq, a predicted model, not a curated record
AUAUAGUGAUGGGCAAGCACAAACUCCACUACCUCUUUGGCACAUUUUCUUCGUCACUGUUCGCUCUCUCCUUUGCUUUGUCUUUCACUCCCUCAAAUUUUGAAAACCAAUCCCACCAUCCCGCAUCUAUCUGAUAAUUGGUGUUGAGGGCAUAAUAUCUGCCUGAGCUCUAGGAAAUUCUACAAUCAUAGGUCACACGGGAAGAAAUAAGCAUGCGUUGGUUGGGUGUUUUGGUUGAUGUGUUCCGCCAAGUUGUAAGCUUGAACUUGUAUUGUAGAGUUAUUCUAUAGGUCACCAUUCCUCUUAAUCCUCUACUUUGUUACUUUUGGUCCCUUAUUCUUAAUUACCACCAUGGAAGCCAAACACUGUUUGAUCAUUUCUUCAGAUAAGUAUAGGAUUGGCUGAAAGAUAGUAAGUGAAGGAAGAGCCUGGUAUUUUGUGUUUCAGUGCUGCUCUCUCAUAUAGUUUUCUAGUUCUAGCUGAUUUUGAUUUUAUAGUUAGUUUGGUGCCUUCAUUAUCACAUUAUAUUGGGGUAUUUUGUGGUGUGUACUUGCAUUCGGAUUGAUUGAGUAGUGUGGUGAGGAUCAAAAGAAGUUAUGGUGUGCCAAGCAGCAAGCCAAACAAGAUUUCGGGCAUUAAAACAUGAGAAUGGAACUGAAGGCGAACCAACAAUUAUAGUUAGAGUGAUAGCAUGCUUUCAACCUUUGGACAAUUGUCAGGCUGAGUACUUCCGUCAUUUGCUUAAGCCUGUCACGUAGAUUGCUUUGCAUUUAGUUUUCUUUCAGCUGGAGUUUGUAGUUUUUGUUUUCUGUCAUUUGUUCCUAAGAAAAGCAGCAAGUCAUUGAAGCUCCCAUAUCAAAGCACCAUAACAUCUACUGGUCAUUUUUUUGGUUGGAUGGUUAAGGCUCAUAGGUCUUGGGCUUACCCACAGCACGUGGCUUGGCCAUCACCUUAUUUAAGUUGCUCCUGCCCAUUGGUGGAGCCUGGUUCAUGUGGUCAUUCAGCACAUCUGAACCCUAGCACAUGCAUCCUUCCUGCUGUCAGUGUAUUUCAAGGAUUCACAGCUCCUGCUAUCCCAAUCUUGAAGACUGAGCAGACCAAUGAAGUGCAAGGAUUCCUUCAGUAUCCCAAUUCAGAACCAUGUUUGAAAGGAACACAUACUGGAGGGGCUAUGCAAAAUGCAAAUCAUGCAUCUUUGCAGAAGAAUUUACUUAUUUUUGACCACUCUGGUAAUAAGACAAGGUUGCUUUAUAGUCCUGUCUUUCCUCUUGUUCAGAGUCCAAUUGUAACUGCUGCACAAUUUGCUCAAGCUUAUAAUGUAAAUGAGGAAGCACGGGAAACUAAUAAGGGCCAAAAGCAAUUACCCAUGUACACUUCACCAGAGGAGUCUGAUAAGGAUCAUAUCGUUAAUGAAGAAAGUGAAAUGCAUGAAGACACAGAAGAAAUCAAUGCGUUGCUUUAUUCUGAUGAUUCUGAUUCUGGUUCUGAUAAUGAUGAUGAUGAGGUAACAAGUACAGGCCAUUCUCCAUUGGUUACUAAAAGAACUUAUGUAAUGCAAGAACAGUUUGAGGAUAAAGAGGGAGAGGUUGUUAGCUCUGACUGGUCAAACAAAAGGCGGAAGUUAAUUGAUGGUGGAUACAAUAGAUUACCAUCACUUGUGGACAGUGCUGGUUCCGUCAGGCUAAAUGAAAUGUGUGAGUAUAUCAGUGAUGCUGAAUCAAAGUAUUCUUGUGGCAGCCAAACUAAACGAAAUAAUUUAACAGCGGCUGAUAUUCAAUUGAAAAAGGAUAAAAUCCGUGAAUCUUUGAGAGUUCUUGAGAACUUAAUUCCUGGAGCAAAAGGAAAGCAUCCCCUGUCAGUCAUUGAUGGGACUAUUGAGUACUUGAAAUCUUGGAUUUCCCAAACCGGUACACUGUGAAAUAUCACCUAGUGGUCAUAAUGGUUAUAACAUGGUUGAAGGACACAUGAAUGGUGAAAAGGGUUGUAUUUGUUGAUUUGUUGCAUUAUAAGUUUCAACUUAGCAUUUUUGCUUCUUUUAGCCUCUUUCUCGAGGAGUAUUUAUAGUUUAGCAAUAAAGUGGAGUGCAGCAAUAGAAAGAGUACUGCACUUUGCCUCUGCUGCUGAACAAUUAUGGGGUUGGAAUUUCAAUUUGAUGACCAAAGUUUUUAUCUUUUAGCUUUUGGUGGAUUGAAGGUCACUGAUUGAAUGGACAAGAGAUGGUAGUGGAUGGCUGUGCUGUAAAUGAGGACACUUUUUUCUGCCUAAGUGUUGAAUUCUCUUGUAGAUUGAAUGCAUGCGCGUUAGGUAACUUGGGUCCCACUCUCCACCCUCCUUUUCAUUCCUGAUUUUAUGCUUUUGUUCUCUCUUCCAAGCCUGCACACAUAUCAUACUGGCAUAGACUCUAAAGUACCAAUAAAGUUUCGGAUGUUGGGGAGUGCUUCGAUGAGGAACGUGGUGUUUCAUCAUGAAUUGUUGGGGCCCUUUGUUGGAUAUAUAGCAUUUGUGGUAAAGGUUACUUUGUUUUACGUGUUGAGGGGUGGAAUGAUAGGCAAUUCUAUUUUCUACGUUGUAAUUGAGAGGUGUGUUGAGUAUUCUAGGUUUCUUUUUCAUGAUGCUCUGUCGGUUGUGUGAUUGUAUGAAUAAUUGGAGUGUGAAAUGUAUACUGGUUUGAUGGCUGGUUUUCAUAUUUUCUAUGUUGAUUGUCUUAUGUGUUUGAUAUUUGUUCCAUGUUGAGGAAUUGAAUAUCAUUUUACUAUGAAUCCAUGAUUCCUCAUUUCCUCCAUUUUCUUAUAUCUUGCAUGUAAUUCCGUGGGAACAACGUGCAUGAAGAAAUAAAUAAAUAAGUAAAAAUCUGAUAAUUUUUUCUUUUCACCUGUGAGAUGGAAAAGGAGUGAAAUUUCCACGUCUAAUGAGACACAUCAGUAUUGGCAAAAGCUCAACUUACGAACAUUUUUUUGUUCCAAAUAAUUCAAACAAACAUGUAAAGUGUUGUUCAUGCUCCUAAUCAUGCACACUUUAAUUUAUGGUGCCUGUCAAUUUUAUUUUUGAAGAAAAGCUGUGUUGGGCAACACUUGUAGCUUAUAUUGGUCUCCAUCAUUUCAAAAGUGAAAUGUAUUUCUAUGAAAAUUGUAAGUUGGCCAUCACACUUAAUUGUCAUGAACAACUCCGGUCUAGGCAAUUUGGCUUU